GAUGCACUGAGCUGAGUGUUUUUUUUCCCAGUAUUUUAACAUAAGAGCUAGAAGACUUCUGAACUCCCGUUUUUCUCACUUCAACAUUUCUUUUCAGUAGUUGUACAAGAUGGGGAGACUGUACAAACGAAAGGAGUUACGAGAAAGAAGUGAUGAAACAACAGACAUAGGGGCUGGGCUCUCUCCUCUGCCUGGGGAAACCGCGGCCGGCUUGGCCGAGCCUCACACACCUGUUCCUGGUUUGACUGUCCAGGAUGUAGACGGUCGUCAAAACGGUGUUUCCAUAUAUGGGGGGGAGAAGGUCUACCUUGGAGUCCGUGUCAAAAUGCCUGUAAGGGAUCUACUGAGAAAAAUCCGCAUAGCCCAAGGCUGUAAACAUCAAGAUUUUCAGGAGUUACAUGGAAAAACAGUCAAAGUAGGCAACCAACGAGUCAAAACUCGUAAAGGACGCCAAUCGACCAAGACAAAACAACCCACCAAAAGCCUGGAGGAGCUGGCAAUCAUUGUUGAGGUGCUGGAGGAGGAUCUCAGAACUGGCAACACCUGCCAGUCCCCUCCCCAAUAUUUGUCCCCCUCUAAACCUCCAGUGUCUCCUGAGGGGUCUCCAAGUGGUUCUGGGUACAAUAGUGAUGAGUCAGAUGAAAUGAUCCCCAGCCCCCAGUCCUACAUGACCUACUCCCCAGGCACAGCAGAGUACCAGCAAGCCCUAUCCCCUGCAGGCUCCAUGUACACCAGCCUCCAUCAUUCCAACACCAGAAAGUUUGGAAAAGUUGGUGGACGAGAGGAGGAGUGGGCUUAUCCCCAGGUCCACGACUGGAACCUGAACAACUCUGAUUUCUUUUGGGGCCAGCUUCAGAAAGAAGAGAGCCUGCUCAGGGACAUCUCUGACGCUGCACUCCUGGCCGCCGAUGGACACGGCAGGACAGCUCUCCAUGAAGUGGCGUGUGUUGGGAAGAGAGCACUGGGCUAUGCGAUUGCCAAAAGGAUGGCCGCACUUAACAGCCUCAACCUCAAAGACUCUGAGGGAAUGACCGCCCUCCUCUAUGCAGCAAAGCACAACCACCACCUGAUGGUAGCUGAUCUGAUCCAUUUGGGGGCCAACGUCAAUGAGACAAACAACUCAGGAAAGACCUGCCUCCACCUCAGUGCUGAGAAAGGCUACAUCAGAGUCCUGGAGGUUCUGAGACAGAGGAUGAUGGACGGUGUGUAUGUUGACGUUGAAGCCACUGAUAACUCUGGAAUGAGUGUCUUCCAGUGUGCUUCUGUGGCUCUGAAAGCCACAGUACGUGAGCUGGAAAGCAGUAAAUCCAAAAAUCACACCAGUCUCCACACACUUUGCCAAGGGCAGAUGAUGGAAACUCUAGAGUGUCUGCUGCAGAUGGGCAGCUACCUUUAUACCAUGGAGAGCCAGAGUAUACGACCUACAAUUGGUUAAGACUGGUACUUCCGCCCGGCAGGGCUGUCUGGAGACCCAACAGUAAUGUUCCGAGUUGGUUUAGGCUUGAAUUCAAAUGGAGAGGGACCAUAACCAGUGGAGUUUUCUCUCAAAGCUUGAUUUCAGGCCUUUUACGUAAAGCAUUUAGCGUUUUGUGUGUGGAAAAAAUGCCUGACUUGCAAUCAGGUAUUUAUUGUAACCUGCACAGAAACGUUAGGUGCCCAUUAAUUGGUUUCUGUGAAACUUCCAUUGUUUGUUACAUUAGAGUAACAAGAUGUCCUCAGUUAGUGUGUCUGUGAAGCUCAAGAUGUAAAAUCUUCUGAGAAUAUUUUUUUUAAUAUUUAAACUAUUGGCUUGUUAGUGCCAGUUUCAAGGGUCCAAUAGUGUUUUAACCCUCCUGUUUUCCUCGCGUCAAACUGACCCCUUUUUAAAAAGUGUCUAUAUCUGAAAUAUGGGUUUCAAUGGAUUGGAUUCCUUACAACUCUCUUUGCAAAUACAAUUGAUCAGUUUCAUUCCUGACAAAACUUAUCUGUAAGUUCCUCUGAUCUUAACUAUUAGUCCAAAUAAUAAAAUAUUAUAUAUAUACAAAAUAAUUCCUAAUUUCAGCUUUUUUAACUUAAAUAUUAGGUAUAAUUCCAUAUAAAUAAGGGUUAUUGACCAUAAAUUCCCCAAAAUACUGUUAAACUAGUGGUAGAAAGGUAGUUUUAGUAAAAACUAAAAAAAGUCUGAAAUAGGGACAGAAAUGUCAAAUUUUGGCUGUUUUUAACCCGGGAGGACAACACAAGGGUUAAAAGCAUGGCCCACAAAUACCAGGGAAGGAAAAGAGACCUCAAGGUUUAUGUAAUAUUGUAAUAUUAAGGCAACAGUGCAACUGUUUAUUGU
Messenger RNA from Etheostoma cragini (Arkansas darter), 2317 nucleotides. RefSeq lists its product as uncharacterized. Gene Ontology annotation, molecular function: POU domain binding; DNA binding. Gene Ontology annotation, cellular component: nucleus. The record is from RefSeq and is a predicted model, not a curated record. Bases 110 to 1435 code for a protein of 441 amino acids. The transcript has 11 exons. NCBI's taxonomy places the organism in Eukaryota, Metazoa, Chordata, Actinopteri, Perciformes, Percidae. Gene Ontology annotation, biological process: regulation of gene expression.